Prunus armeniaca (apricot) is the source of this 1962-nucleotide messenger RNA. NCBI's taxonomy places the organism in Eukaryota, Viridiplantae, Streptophyta, Magnoliopsida, Rosales, Rosaceae. The record is from the annotation of a GenBank genome assembly.
AUGUUAGGGACGAAAUUUGAUAAUUUGGCAAACCUCAGGGACCAUUUGCAUGAAUCAAAAUUUAUUGACAACAUCGUUGAAGCUAUUUCAUUACAAGUAUUAAACCAUGUGUAUUUGAAUGUAGCAAAGUACCCAGUUGGAAUAGAGUCUCGUGUGCGCGCGAUAGUUAAGCUUUUGGGUGUUGGAGGAAACGAUAUUCGCAUGGUAGGGAUAUGGGGCACUGGUGGAAUAGGUAAGACAACAAUUGCUAAAGCUGUUUAUAAUUCCAUCGCCCAUAUGUUUGAAGGUAGCUGUUUUCUAGAUGAUGUUAGAGAAAGAUCAAUGCCGUAUGAAGGCUUAGUCAAACUACAAAGUAUUCUUCUUUCUGAGAUUCUAGGGGUGAAAGAAGUAAAGGUGACCAAUGUUGACAAAGGAAUCAAUGUGAUAAAGAAAAUGUUGAAUGGCAGCAGAAUUGUUCUAACGACAAGAGAUAAGCAUUUGCUAAUUGCUCAUCAAGUCAAUCUAAUAUAUGAGGUUGAGAAGUUAGAUCAUUAUGAGUCCUUAAAGCUCUUCGCCAGUUGGAAUUCAUUUUCAAGAAAUGGACACUUAGAAGAUGAUUAUGCGAAACUUGCAAACGAUGUAGUAGACUAUGCUGAGGGUCUUCCAUUAGCUCUGAUGGUUUUGGGUUCACAUCUAUGUGGUAGAAGUAUUGAUCAAUGGAAAUAUGCAUUAGAUGGUUACAGAAGAGUUCCUAACCGAGAGAUUCAAGAAAUUCUCAAAAUAAGUUAUAAUGCACUAGAAGAUGGGGUGAAGGAAGUUUUCCUUGAUAUUGCAUGUUUCUUUAAAGGUCGAGACAAGGAUUAUGUGAUACAAAUACUGGAAGGUUGUGACCUCAACCCUAAGUAUGAUCUUGAAGUACUCGUGGAAAAGGCUCUUAUAAAUAUUACGUAUGAUGGCUGCAUUUGGAUGCAUGACUUGAUACAAAAAAUGGGUAAAGAAGUAGUUCGCCAAGAGUCACCAACUGAGCCUGGAAAACGUAGUAGGUUGUGGUUUCACGAGGAUGUUUACCAUGUUUUAACAGAAAACACAGGAACGGAUAUGAUCAAAGGUAUUAUGGUGAAGUUGCCUGCUGGGCUUGAGUUAGACGAGGUAUGUUUGAAUGCUGAAAGCUUCUCAAAGAUGAAAAAUCUUCGACUUUUUAUAAAUCAUAAUGCGCGCUUGUCUGGAGAAGUUGAUUAUCUUCCCAAUGAGUUGAGGCUCCUUAGCUGGCCUGAAUAUCCGUCACAAUCUUUGCCACCCAAUUUUAAUCCAAAGAAACUUGUUGCUCUUACUAUGCCUCGUAGCCGCAUUUUACGACUGGAUUUGGAAUUCAAGAGUUUGAAAUUUCUAAAUUUGGAGCGCAGCAAAUUCCUAAGAAAAACCCCUGACUUCUCUGGAGUCCCAAACUUGGAGACGUUGAAUCUAGACGAUUGUACAAGUUUAGUUGAGCUUCAUCCUUCUGCUGGAUUCCUUCAUAAGCUUGUUAAGUUGAGGCUUAUGGGAUGCCGUAGUCUUACUCUGUUUCCUGAAAUUAAGGGGAAGAUGGAAUCUUUGAAAUACCUGUAUCUAGCAUACACUUCCAUCAAAGAAUUGCCUUCAUCGUCAAUUCGACAUUUCACUCGUCUCGAGGAAAUGAAUUUAACCGGAUGUGAAAACCUUACAAAUCUGCCAUUCAGCAUUUAUGAGUUGAAGCACCUAGUGUCAAUUUCUGUCAUGAAAUGCUCAAAAUUGGUUUCAUUUCCUAAAAUGGAGAAGUCUGAAGAUUCAAGGAGUGCAGAAUCACUUGUGACUCUUCAAGGAGGCAAUUUAGCGUUUCCCAAGCUAUCUAGAUUCUAUGUGGGCCGAUCCAAUCUUUCAGACAUUGCCGACCUUCUGACUCUUGAUUGCAUGACCAAAUUAACUACACUUGAUCUAUCAGGAAGCAAUUUCUUGCAAGAGACUUAG